Messenger RNA from Megalops cyprinoides (Indo-Pacific tarpon), 555 nucleotides. Its product is annotated as relaxin-3-like. NCBI's taxonomy places the organism in Eukaryota, Metazoa, Chordata, Actinopteri, Elopiformes, Megalopidae. Gene Ontology annotation, molecular function: hormone activity. The record is from RefSeq and is a predicted model, not a curated record. The coding region runs from base 97 to 555 and encodes 152 amino acids. The transcript is spliced from 2 exons. Gene Ontology annotation, cellular component: extracellular region.
GGGAAAGAUACACAGACAGCUGCUUUGACCAAGCUUCUGAUUGGCUACCUUCCUUCAUCACUUCUUUCCUCUCCUCUUUGCCUCCUCUGUUCUAUUAUGUGGAAGGCUGUGGUGCUGGCCGUGUGUCUGCUGGUCGGUGGGGCGCAGGCAACAGAGGUGCAACCGGCGUACGGGGUCAAGCUUUGCGGCCGCGAGUUCAUCCGCGCCGUCAUCUUUACCUGUGGCGGGUCCCGAUGGAGAAGGGCCUUGAGAAACGCAGACGACGUGUCUCGUGACCUCUUCUCCUCCCAACACGAUGAGGCCUCCGACAGCUGGAGCCUGGACUCCAUCCCUGGACUUUCCUACCAGCAGCUCCCAGAAGCAGAAGCCCUGGGCUGGCCCCGGGCUAGCACAGAGGGGACAACAUUCGACCGGGCCGAUCGCUCCCCCAGUUCAGCGGACGUGCUGGAGGCUCUACGCUCCUCCGACAGAAAGGGUCGUGACGCAGUGGUGGGGCUGUCCAAUGCCUGCUGUAAGUGGGGCUGCAGUAAAAGUGAGAUCAGCUCCCUCUGCUGA